This is a messenger RNA of Suillus bovinus, 1358 nucleotides long. RefSeq lists its product as uncharacterized. Lineage: Eukaryota; Fungi; Basidiomycota; Agaricomycetes; Boletales; Suillaceae. The transcript has 7 exons. Bases 173 to 1225 code for a protein of 350 amino acids. Gene Ontology annotation, biological process: protein O-linked glycosylation via fucose; GDP-fucose import into Golgi lumen. Gene Ontology annotation, cellular component: Golgi apparatus. The record is from RefSeq and is a predicted model, not a curated record. Gene Ontology annotation, molecular function: antiporter activity.
GAAUUUUCCUACUCACGACUCACGAGCCACCAUUCUCUCGCUCUUCCUCACGCACACCUCAGUUCAUGAUAUAACUCCUCAUACUUAACAUCCAUCAGCUACUACAGCAAAUAUUCACAGUACCAACAAGUGUUAUAAUCCUCUCAAACCAAGUGACACGUCAAUUUCCGUCAUGUCGCACAAGCAUGAUGCUCGUUCGCAGUCGCAGACCAGUAGACUCCUCGUCAUUGGCACAGUGCUCUUCUACCUUGUAGCAGCACUAUGUAUGGUCAUGGCGAAUAAAUGGGUUCUCCAGACGACCGCUGCCCCGCUCUUCUUCCUCUUUUCCCAGCUUAUCAUUGCCGUCAUUCUUUUCAUCGCCGCACAUGCAACCCGCCUCUUAGUUGUGCCUUUGUAUGUAGACACUCAGCUUCUGAUCCAGCUCGCCCCCACCAUUGGGUUGAAUGUCGUUGGAUUGAGCUUCAGCAACUAUACCCUCAAGUAUGUCGAUGCAUCUGUGUAUCAAGUUGCACGCGGUCUCGUCCUCCCCUUCACAGUCCUUACCUCUUACUUCUUCCUCUCCGCACGGCCCUCCCUCCGCAUUUUGUUCAGCUGUUCCAUUGUUACCCUGGGCUUCUUCGUUGGCGUCUUUUUCGAUUCUGUCCCCAUGGUUAUCGCCGGUAUUGGCUUUGGCGUUGCAAGUUCCGCAAUCACAGCAGUGCACAGCGUGGUCAUCAAAAAGAGCCUGGAUAUAGUCAAGGGUAGCGCCAUGAAUCUGUCUUGGUAUACGAAUUUGCUUAGCGCGGUUGUGAUGAUCCCCCUCAUCGUACUCGCCGGCGAGGUCCCGGCUAUUACGGAUUUAUUUUUCGGAGUAGGCGUUGUCCCUAAAGAAGGAGAGCUGAGUGACUUGCAGACGUUCGUUUGGGGCUCCUUUAUCACUGGUGCUCUUGGCUUUAUGAUGAGCCUUGCCAGCCUGUUGUCCAUCAAAGUUACGUCGCCUAUCACACACAUGGUGUCUUCCGCAGUAAGAGGCGUGGCAGCGUCCAUGUUAGGAAUGUGGUUAUUUGGAGACAUCAUUUCGAGUGGCCGUGCAUCCUCGAUUGCAAUCAUUCUUCUGGGGUCCGUUUACUACACGUGGGUGAAACACGUCGAAUCUCAGCAAACUUCCAAGGACGGAAGCAAGUAUAACCGUGUUUCUCUGGACGAUGUUGAAGCUGGAAAAGAGUUUAGCUCAAAACCUGAGUGAGAGUACGAGAGUGUACAUUACCCGCGCAGGGAGCGAACGCGCAUGGAUAUUUCUAAAAUUACGCCUUACUUCUGGACAGAACAUUGGCUAUGAGUUGUGAUAGAUACCCUGAGUACUUAUUUGAUUCGAAGCA